GUGGGGGCAGUGAGUUUGCAGGCGCGGCCCGGCCCGCGCCCCCCCCAUGCCCCCCGCCAUGUGGGAGGUGCGCUCCCCCUCUUUCUGGAGGGCCGUCUUCGCUGAGUUCUUCGCCACCAUGAUCUACGUCUUCUUCGGGCUGGGCUCGCUGCGCUGGGGGGUUGGACCCCUCAACGUGCUGCAGGUGGCCCUGGCCUUCGGGCUGGCCGCGGCCACCCUGGUGCAGGUGCUGGGCCACGUCAGCGGGGCCCACGUCAAUCCAGCCGUCACCUUCGCCUUCCUCGUGGGCGCCAGCUCCCUGCUCCGCGCUGUCUUCUACAUGGUGGCCCAGGUGCUGGGCGGGGUGGCCGGGGCGGCCGUGCUCUACGGGCUCACGCCGGCUGCCAUCCGCGGCAACUUGGCACUCAACACGAUCCACCCCAGCGUGACCCUGGCCCAAGCCACCACCGUCGAGAUCUUCCUGACGCUGCAGUUCGUCCUCUGCUUCUUCGCCACGUACGACGAGCGGCACGACGGGCGCACGGGCUCGGUGGCGUUGGCCAUCGGCUUCUCCCUCGUUCUGGGACACCUCUUCGGAAUGUACUACACAGGAGCCAGCAUGAACCCUGCGCGGUCCUUUGCCCCCGCCAUCAUCACCCGCAACUUUGCCAACCACUGGGUGUACUGGGUCGGGCCCAUCCUAGGGGCCACGCUGGCUGGCCUCCUCUACGACUUUGUCCUCUGCCCCCGGAUGCGGGGCCUGGCCGAGCGGCUCGCCAUCCUCAAAGGCGAGCAGACGGCAGGGCCAGGCCCCCUGGAGUCCCCCGGGGAGCCCAUGGAGCUGAAACGCAGGCACGAUAAAGAGGAGCCCGGGCAGCGCCCCCCUGACACGCUGCGCCCCCGGGGCGGGGACGGAACCAGCGGCAAAGCCUGGCCCAGUAUCCGGACUGUAGUUCUGACUGGCCAGUAGGAAUCACAGCGGAGGGGAGAUGGAAGGGACUGAAUGUGCUGCGCUCACUCACGGGGGAUGUAAGGGGAAUCCGGGGGACCCGCGGGGGGCGGCAGGAGGGGGGUCCGGUAUCUCUUUGUUGUUGUUGUUUUUUUAAUUUAAUUCUCUCUCUUUUUUUUUUUUUUUGCUGUGAUAAAACCUUGGAAAUAAUUGUACUUGGUGCUGGGGAUGCCCCCCCCGCCAUGGAACUGCCCCCAGGGUCCAGAACUGCCCCCAUGUGUGGGUGCUUUUGUGUGUGCGACCGGGGGAGGGGGAAGGAAAGGGUUAAACUAGAUCUAUGCCCCCACAGCUUUCCCUUACCUGCCCCCCCCCCGGUGUGUCAAUCCUGACAGUGAAUUUAAUUCUCCAUCCCCCCAAAAAAAACCCUUUUUGGAGGCAGUAUAAUCUAGCGGUUAGAGCAGGGGGGGCUGGGACUCAGGACUCCUGGGUUCUAUUCCCAGCUGAGGAAGGGGAUUGAGGUC
Dermochelys coriacea (leatherback sea turtle) is the source of this 1449-nucleotide messenger RNA. RefSeq names its product major intrinsic protein of lens fiber (gene MIP). The record is from RefSeq and is a predicted model, not a curated record. Gene Ontology annotation, molecular function: water channel activity. Gene Ontology annotation, cellular component: apical plasma membrane; plasma membrane. Gene Ontology annotation, biological process: transmembrane transport. Lineage: Eukaryota; Metazoa; Chordata; Testudines; Dermochelyidae.